UGCUGCACACACGCGCUUUCUAGAGAAAGCAUGGCUUCCACGGGCGGCUGGAGCGCUGCGCCGUCCGCGCCGAGUCUGAAGCAUCUGACCCAGGCCGGCUUCGGCGUUCCGCCCCGGGAGCAGCACGCGGCUGUGCAGGAGCUCGUGAAAGCGCACGUGGAGUCCUUUAACCAGGCGGUCACUGACGGGCUGUGCCGUGCAGUUCAGGCCAUUCCUCCGUUCGAGUUCACGUUCAGGAAUGACCGGAUCACCCUGGCCUUCGUGGAAGCGGUCAUUCACAAGCCGGUGGUCGCCAAGGGGACCGUGUGCCAGGACCCGAGGGUGUUCCCGGCCGAGUGCAGGGGCCGCCGCUGCACUUACAGGGGCAAGCUGGUGGCGGACGUCAGCUGGUCCCUCAACGGCGUCCCCAAGGGCAUCGUGAAGCACGCCCUGGGCCUCGUGCCCAUCAUGGUGAAGUCCAAGCUGUGCAACCUGCACGGACUUUCCCCCAAGGAGCUCAUCGAGCACCACGAGGAGGCGGAGGAAAUGGGAGGGUAUUUCAUAGUGAACGGCAUCGAGAAGGUCCUGCGUCUGCUCAUCAUGCCCAGAAGGAAUUACCCCAUCGCCAUGGUGCGGCCCAAGUGGAAGAGCAGAGGCCAGGGUUACACGCAGUAUGGUAUUUCGAUGUACUGCGUGAGGGACGAACACACGGCGAUCAACAUGAACCUGCACUACCUGGACAACGGGACGGUCAUGGUCAACUUCAUCUACCAGAAAGAGCUCUUCUUCAUCCCCCUGGGCUUCGCACUCAAGGCCCUGGUCGACUUCACCGACUUCCGCAUCUAUAAGGAGCUGAUAAAAGGGCGCGAGGAGAACUCCUUCUACAAGACCUGCGUGACGGAGAUGCUGCGCCUCGUGAUGGAGGCGGGCUGCACCACCCGAGACAAAGUCCUCAGCUACCUGGGCGGGCGCUUUCGGGUCAAGAUGAACCUGCCGGAGUGGUACGGCGACGAGCGGUGCGGCCGCUUCCUGCUGGAUCAGUGCCUCUGUAUUCACUUGAAGUCGGACGCGGAGAAGUUCUACAUGCUGUGUCUGAUGACUCGCAAGCUGUUCGCCUUCGCCAAGCAGGAGUGCAUGGAGGAGAAUCCCGACAGCCUGAUGUGCCAGGAGGUGCUCGCGCCGGGCCAGCUCUACCUGAUGUUCCUCAAGGAGAAGAUGGCGAACUGGAUGCUGUCGGUAAAGCUCUCCAUGGACAAGAGGGCCCAUCGCUUUCCUGGUGGCGUGAACAUGGACGCUCUUGUAAAGCUGUUCAACAUGGGGACCGACUUGACCAAACCCUUCGAGUAUCUCCUGGCCACCGGGAACCUCGUCUCCAAGACAGGUCUGGGCCUCUUGCAGGCCUCUGGCAUGAGCCUGGUGGCCGAUAAGCUCAACUUCAUCCGCUACCUGUCCCACUUCCGCUGCGUGCACAGAGGUGCCGCCUUCACCCGGAUGAGGACGACGUCGGUGCGUCGGCUGCUGCCCGAGUCCUGGGGCUUCCUGUGCCCCGUGCACACUCCGGACGGAGAGCCCUGCGGCCUCAUGAACCACAUGACGGCCCACUGCGAGGUGGUGACCCAGGCUCACCCCACGGUCACCCUGCCCGCCCUGCUCUGCUCCCUGGGCAUGACACCGGUGGACGGCGUCCCAGGCCAGCCGUACUCCGACUGCUAUCCGGUGCUGCUGGACGGGGCCGUGGCGGGCUGGGUGGAGAAGGAUCUGGCGCCUUCCCUUGCCGACUCCCUUCGGGCCUUCAAGGUGCUCAAGGAGAAGAAGAUUCCGCCCUGGAUGGAGAUCGCGCUGGUGCCGAACACCGGCAAGGCCAGCGUUUACCCUGCCCUCCUGCUCUUCACCACACCCGGCCGCAUGGUGCGACCCGUUCACAACGCGGCGCUGGGAAAGCGCGAGCUCAUCGGCACCUUUGAGCAGCUCUUCCUCAACGUGGGCGUCUGCGAGGGCGACGUCGACCCCGAGGUCACGACCCAUCAGGAGCUCUUCCCCCACAGUAUGCUGAGCGUGGUGGCGAACUUCAUCCCCUUCUCAGACCACAACCAGAGCCCCAGGAACAUGUACCAGUGUCAGAUGGGGAAACAAACGAUGGGUUUCCCUCUGCACUCGUACCGGGAGCGCACCGACAACAAGCUCUACCGCCUGCAGACGCCCCAAAGCCCCCUUGUCCGGCCCUACAUGUACGACUAUUACAACAUGGACAACUAUCCCGUCGGCACCAAUGCCGUCGUGGCCGUGAUCUCCUACACGGGAUACGACAUGGAGGAUGCGAUGAUCAUAAACAAGGCGUCCUGGGAAAGAGGUUUUGCCCACGGCUGCGUCUAUAAGACGGAACUGCUGGACCUUCGCGAGAAGGUGAAGGACGAGGACGGUGUUGUGUUUGGCGUCAAGCCCGGCGACCCCAAGGCGCUGGACAAGCUGGAUGCAGACGGGCUCCCGCCCGUGGGAUCGGUGCUGCAGUACGGCGACCCGUUUUACAGCUACGUCAACCUCAACACCGGACAGAGUUCCGUCAUCUUCUACAGGAGCAAGGAGAGCUGCGUGGUGGACAACAUCAAGGUGUGCAGCAACGACAGCGGCACGGGGCGCUUCUCUCGCGUGUGCCUGACGAUGCGCGUGCCCCGCAACCCCACCGUCGGCGACAAGUUCGCCAGCCGCCACGGCCAGAAGGGCAUCCUGAGCCGGCUGUGGCCCGCCGAGGAUAUGCCCUUCGCGGAGAGCGGCAUGAUGCCCGACAUCUUGUUCAACCCGCACGGCUUCCCCUCCCGCAUGACCAUCGGCAUGCUCAUCGAGAGCAUGGCGGGCAAGUCGGGUGCUCUCCACGGCAUGUGCCACGACGCGACGCCCUUCACCUUCUCCGAGGAUCGCCCGGCCCUCGAGCACUUCGGCGAGCUGCUGCGGGCAGCCGGGUACAACUACUACGGCACGGAGCGCCUGUACAGCGGCCUGAGUGGCGUGGAGCUGGAGGCGGACAUCUUCAUCGGCGUGGUGUACUACCAGCGCCUGCGCCACAUGGUCUCCGACAAGUUCCAGGUGAGGACGACGGGCGCGAGGGACAAGGUGACCAACCAGCCGCUGGGUGGCAGGAACGUCCAGGGGGGCAUCCGUUUCGGCGAGAUGGAGAGAGACGCGCUGCUGGCGCACGGGUCCUCCUUCCUGCUCCACGACCGUCUUUUCAACUGCUCCGAUCGCUCCGUGGCUCAGGUGUGUCUGGACUGCGGCAGCCUGCUCUCUCCCCUGCUGGAGAAGCCGCCUCCGGCCUGGUCGGCCACGCGCCACAGGAAGACCGCGUGCACCCUGUGCGGGAAGAGCGACUCCAUCGACGCGGUGUCCGUGCCCUACGUCUUCCGCUACUUUGUCGCCGAGCUCGCCGCUAUGAACAUCAAGGUCAAACUCGACGUCAAGUGAAGACUCCAUCGGCGCGGUUUCCUGCGCUCCCCCUCUCAAUGUGAGCUGGAGGGCGUGUCGACAAAGGGGCUCUGCUUUUGUUAAGCUCUUUUUCGGAGGACUUGGUUUCCAUGCGGUGGAACUUUAAACAAUGUUUAUACAGUUGUGUCCAAUGGCACAAUAAUGGUGCCGCUGUUGCCUAAAGUCUAAUGUAUGAAUAUGCGAAGAUAACUUUUUGUUUUUAAUAUAUUCGUCCCGAUACAGCUCUUUUUGCUGACUGUACAGUGUGUUGUGCUUUAACUUGAGGACAGCAUGAUAGCAUCCAAGGACACAAUGCUGGCAGAGCCACAUCAUUUCAUAGCAGGACAGCUGCUAAAAAGAAAAAGUUUAAUUUUUAAAAAAAUAAAAGUAAUACCCAUGGGAUGUACUUUUAUUGUCAGUGUCUGAUUAAUGUGCACUUUAGAGAACUAAAUGUUACUAUAUGACAUUUUUGUGUAAAAUGUCUCGUAACAACAACUUAAACAUGAGAGUUUGACAGCCUCAAGAUUUCAACCAGCAUCUACAACCACUUGUCCUGAGCGGUGUCACAAGGAGCCAGAACCAACACUGGAAACACGCUGGGCGAGGCACCGGUCUGUCAUAAGGCAACCCAAGCAGGACUUGAACCGCUGACCCAGCGCACAGGAGGCAUUAGCCAAACCUACUGCACCACCACAGCCUCCUUGCUAUCACCUCCAAGAACAGAAAAAGUCUUUGUAGUCCAGUCAUUAAUGCACUUUAGCCCACUAAAUGUUAUUACUUUUUUUUU
Scleropages formosus (Asian bonytongue) is the source of this 4222-nucleotide messenger RNA. It is a transcript of the gene polr1b, whose product is annotated as RNA polymerase I subunit B. The record is from RefSeq and is a predicted model, not a curated record. Lineage: Eukaryota; Metazoa; Chordata; Actinopteri; Osteoglossiformes; Osteoglossidae. Gene Ontology annotation, molecular function: DNA-directed RNA polymerase activity; ribonucleoside binding; DNA binding. The coding region runs from base 31 to 3435 and encodes 1134 amino acids. Gene Ontology annotation, biological process: DNA-templated transcription. The transcript is spliced from 15 exons. Gene Ontology annotation, cellular component: nucleus.